Molecule: messenger RNA, 2285 nt
Organism: Hordeum vulgare subsp. vulgare (domesticated barley)
Lineage: Eukaryota; Viridiplantae; Streptophyta; Magnoliopsida; Poales; Poaceae
Exons: 6
Coding region: 65-1087 (340 amino acids)
Molecular function (GO): RNA binding
Source: RefSeq, a predicted model, not a curated record
CCCAGCUGGCCCUAACCAAACCCUCGGGUGUCCGGCGGCCGGAGCGCCUCACUGCUCGGUCGCCAUGGCGUCCCUCGUGCCCCGGCUCCUCUCCCGCCGCCGGAUCCUGCAACCCGCCGUCGCUCUAUGCUCUCCAUGCGAUCCUUGGAUGCGAUUCCGCGGCGCAAGUUCCCCACGCCCCUGCCCGCUGUUCCGACCUUCCCUGGGGGGUGAUGGACGCGGGGAACCUGCGGGGAUAUGCUGGUUUCUCUCGCCGGUGAGGCACGGGAGCACGGCGGUGACGCUGGACACGGGCGGCGGCUUUGCCCGCUUCUCGUUCGGAGAUCCGGGCACGACGAAGCAGAAUGGGGGGCAGGAUCAGCCGCCAGCGGAGAAGAAGAAGAAGAUGUCCAAGAAGUCCAAGGUCAACCAGCUCAAGUGGUUCCGCCUCAAGGCCAAAAAGAAGAUGAAGUCGCCCAACCCCGAAGUCAGGAUAAGAUACAAGCUCGAAAAGGCCAAGAGGAAAGAAGAGUGGCUGAUUGAGAAACUCAGGAAGUACGAGGCCCCGAGGGCUCCGGAGCCUGUUCACGACCCUGAGAUUCUGACCGAGGAGGAGAAGUUUUAUCUGAAACGGACUGGGGAGAAGAAAAAGAACUAUGUUCCUGUUGGGAGGAGAGGGGUGUUUGGUGGUGUGGUUCUCAACAUGCACCUCCACUGGAAGAAGCAUGAGACUAUGAAAGUGGUCUGCAAGCCCUGUCGGCCUGGGCAAGUGUACGAGUACGCGGAGGAGCUGGCGAGGCUCAGCAAAGGGACAGUCAUUGAUAUUAAACCCAAUAAUACCAUUAUCUUUUAUCGUGGGAAGAACUAUGUGCAGCCAAAGGUUAUGUCACCUCCUGAUACUCUUUCUAAGCAGAAGGCCUUGGAGAAAUAUAGGUAUGAACAGUCUCUUGAACAUACCAGUAAAUUUAUUGAGCAGUUGGAACAGGAGCUUGAAGAUUACCAGAAGCAUGUUGCUUUAUUUAAGAAGCGCGAGGGAGCUAAUUCUGAGCAAAUCAGUAAUGAAGACUCUGCUGUUGAUGACCUCACAACUAGCUCAGAUACUGAUUGAAUCACCUUCUUCAUCAAUUGACAUCUCAUAUUCUCUCCGCAAUGAAGGUUUGAGAAGAUCUCACCACCCGAAAAACUUAUGUCAUGUUUGUUUUUUCACUCUUCCAAAUGUUUGGCAGGUGCAAGAGACGUUUGGUUGCGGCCACAGUUGCUGUGUAUCACACUUCUCUAACAUUGUAUUUAUACCCCACCUAUCAAUAUCAUAGAUCUUUAUUUACCCAAGUUUUGUCAUAAGUGUGGCGACCAAUUUGAUCACCACAAAACUGCCACUUGGCAUAACUGUUACACAAAAGUGAGGUAAUUUGCGGGUGGCAGCCAAACAUGCCCUUAGAUGCAGCGCUUUAUAUUCAUACUCAAUUGAGAAGCCUGCCCUCAGAUAGGGUGCAAUGGAAAUUAAACAGCUUGCUUCAAUGCUUGGAAUCAGCCCUUGUGUAGGCGCUUCCUCAUAAAAUGGAAAAAGGGCCAACUAGUAGUUCAAGAGCUAUUAUACUGCUGGAGUACCCUAUGAGGAAUCAAGUACCAUGAACAUAUUUAUGGGAUGGUCACAUUGAAAGUUGGUAAAGUUUACUGUUUGAAGAUUUAAGGUAGCAGUGGAUGCUGAUGGUGGAGGACAUGAGUUGAACUUUGUGUGACAGAUGGGCUUGCUUGUUGCUUCAAUAUUGAAAAAUCAACUUUGGUUAUCUGUUGCAAAGGAAGCCUCUCAAAUGGAAACUGUGAAGACCUGGAGACGUAAUGGAUGCCCAUUGGGGAUUUCUUGACCACUGAAGAGAUGAUUUACAGACCGUUGAAAUGAGAGCAUACUGGUUAUUCUAUAUGUAAAGCAGCAUUUCUGGAUCACACAAAGAUGAAUGUGCUGCUUCACAAACUUUUGGUUAUAAAUGGACGAAGUCCUUAUCUGCACGUAAAUGUAAACUAGCUGUACUUUUUCGUAUAAUUGGUGUUAAUUUUUUUCUUAUAUGGACUUUAUCAAGAAGAUUGCAAUUCUAUUAGAAGAAGAGAAUAACUCGGCCUAGUUAUCAGUAUCUUUGUUUUGCUGUCACUAUCGAUGUAUGCAUGUCGUGGCACUCUUGCCAUCCAUUUUGUGCAGCUCCCUCCACAUUGAGAAGUACUUGUCAUCCAUCCAUGUAUCUCCGUUCACAAAUAUAAGAUGUUCUAACUUUUUUCUGAAUCAGAUGUAUAUAUAGACAUGUUUUAGUGUA